Molecule: messenger RNA, 8580 nt
Organism: Motacilla alba alba
Lineage: Eukaryota; Metazoa; Chordata; Aves; Passeriformes; Motacillidae
Gene: ZBTB34
Product: zinc finger and BTB domain containing 34
Exons: 3
Coding region: 2415-3977 (520 amino acids)
Biological process (GO): regulation of transcription by RNA polymerase II
Molecular function (GO): RNA polymerase II cis-regulatory region sequence-specific DNA binding; protein binding; DNA-binding transcription factor activity, RNA polymerase II-specific
Source: RefSeq, a predicted model, not a curated record
UUCCUGCUGCUUUGAAGCCAUUGUCCUAGCAGUGGUAAGAAGACUUAAUGAUACUGCAGCUAAGUUCCUUUUCAUUCCAUUCUGUAACUAUGAUGUUAAUUACCAUGCAAUCUGUGUAACUGCCAUUCUGAAAAAUUCAACUGUUAGCAGGGUUCAAAUCUGCUUAGGUGUAUAUUGGACCCUUUUGAGGGAGAAGGUUCCCAUUUCACACACCAGUGUUGAUUUGCAGGGUGCUUUUUUGUUGCUUCAUUUUUUAAACUUUCCUUGUCAGUUUUAUGGGUGAGCAGAUAGACCCUAGAAGAUAUUGUCAGUGCAGUUUUUGGUCAUAGCUUUUUUCAUCUGAGGUGUGUCUAAGCUUGAGAAACUGUCCUGGAUCAUAAGCAAAGCAGAUGAUCAAAGGCUGAGUAUUGAGUGUUCCAGCAUCAUUGAUCGUGAAAGAAUGGAGGCAUAUCAGGGUUUGUAAUCUCAAUACUUUUGCCUGGGUGCCAGCAAGAUGACCUGUCCCUGAAUUGUGAGAGCCCACAGCAGUACACUGAGUGUUUUGCUAUAAUAGAAUUAGGACCUUUCUCAAAGCAACGAAGGAAAGCUGGUUUUUUUUUGUCUUUUAAAUGCUUCAUUGGGUAACUUGGCUUCUUUAGCUAUUAGCUGUAAACUGUCAGUGGCCUAGGGGAAGACGCUGGAAAAGAAGAUGGUAUAUUUUUAAUGUGAUUAAAUUGCAAGUUCUGAUUUUUGCUUGAAGCCUGUGUAUGUCGAUUGCUGCUCCUUUUUUUUUUUCAUGGGAUUCCAUAUUUCUUUCAGAAAUGUAACUGUUUAUGCAAGUCAAGUGAAUCUUCCUUAAUGAGCUAUAAGUUUUUAUUCUAAACAAGUCAUUUAUAAUAGUAAAUUUGCAUAUCUUGAUAUUUUGUGAGAUGUUAUGCCUGUAUUGCAGAGGUUGGAUAGUUUUGUCUAUAAAUAUUGCUGUCCUAAUUGUACAGCAUGGUUUUAAUUUAAUGUUACUGUUCAAUAUUUUCUUCUUAUAGAAGAGUCCCAUGCCCCUUUUUUUCUAUAACAUGUUUUAAUAAAUGUUAUCCGUCAACUUUGUAAAUGUUUUCUUAAGCUUGAAUGAAAAGAAUGCAUGUCUAGUACUAGUAUUUAAUAUUUCACUUUGCCAAAAUAAGUGCUCAAAAGUACAAAUCCAAAAGUUGUUGAUAUAUAACUUUAUUAAAUAUAUUAAAAAGUGUAUCUAGUAAUGUGUCUUCUUGAAAUAAUAACACGUCAGCUUAGUCUAAGAAAACAUUAAACUAAGACCUGAUUUUUAAGACACAGUAAGUUUGAUGAAUUUGUUGGAUUAGACCCAUUUCUUUGCUGCUUUAAUUAAUUGGCUUCCAUGCUAGUUCAAAUUUGUCAAACAGGUUUUGUCGUAACUGUUUUUUGCAGAAUGGUGAUCUCUGAAGUUACAGUAGAGAAUGUACAUGCUGAUAGGAAAAUUGCAGAGCACUCACUUCAUAGUAGCAGCAACCACAUGUCCAAAAGGCCUCUUGGUACAGUUGAAGUAGGUACAGAUAACAUAGAUUUUUUUUUUCUUGUCUAAAUACAAAGGAAAUUUCAUGCUGCGGAAAGUAUUAAAGAUGAAGUUUCCCUUACCUUCCUGUGAGGCUUCUUUCUCUCCUUGACUAAAUUCAGGUACUUAUACUGAACACUUGAUUUUGUCCAGCCUCCAUCUGCUCAGUCCUUGUGGAACUGUCCCAGCUGCUGCUUACUGUGUAAGCAAAAAAUGAGCUCACUCUCAUUGAAAGCAUGUUCAGUCAAUACCUGGAGAAGUCAGUAUUUAUGUAAUACACUCAGUCUUCAGCAAAUUCAAAUGGAAUAUAGUACCAGAAAAUUAAUUUUCUAUUUUUGUUUACAUUUACUGAACAUGGAAGAAUAAGCCCAGCGUUUUCUGCCUGUUCAGAAUUAGUUGUUUGAGUGUUUUUUCGCUGAGGGAACAAAUACAGUUUGUCUCUGUGUUCUUUAACUGUUGUGCCCUGGCCAGGAUGCUUCCCGGGCCGCUGCUUGAUUUGAUCAACAUUCAAUGCCUAAUGUAUGAAGAUUCUGUUCUGUGUCUUAAAGGGAGAGAAAGACAUGCCUCCAGAAGACAGAAUGUGGUGUCUGGUUGGACCGGGUGGAUAUCCCAGCAGGACCUACUGGCACCAGUCACUCUGACUGUUUUCAAGUAGUACAUGACAAUCAGUACACGAACUGUCUGGUUCAUAAACUGAAUCGAUGCACUACCUGACCUACAAGCAAAUGCAGGGUAACGCCAAAAAAAGCACAUGCUUGCUGAAGAGAUUUCUGUGAGUGACAAGACCAGUAUAAUACAGCAUGUAACAUAAUAGAAAAAAAAAAUCUACUAGUAUAUUGUGAUACAUUGGAUAUGCUUCCUGCAUCUGAAGUCAAUGGAUGAUGUUGAGAUCUGUUUGUUCGAUUGGAAAAGCAGAUUACUCUUUACAUCUGUAGAAAUGGACAGCAGCAGUUUCAUUCAGUUUGAUGUGCCAGAGUACAGCAACACUGUUCUGAGCCAGCUGAACGAACUCCGCCUGCAAGGGAAACUCUGUGACAUAAUCGUGCACAUUCAGGGUCAGCCGUUCCGUGCCCAUAAAGCUGUCUUAGCUGCCAGUUCUCCGUAUUUCCGCGACCAUUCAGCGUUAAGCACCAUGAGUGGCCUAUCUAUAUCAGUAAUUAAAAACCCCAAUGUUUUUGAACAGUUGCUUUCUUUUUGUUACACUGGAAGGAUGUCUUUGCAACUGAAGGACGUUGUCAGUUUUCUGACUGCAGCUAGCUUUCUACAGAUGCAGUGUGUCAUUGACAAGUGCACACAGAUACUGGAAAGUAUUCAUUCAAAGAUCAGUGUUGGUGAAGUUGAUUCUGUUACUGUUGGUGCUGAAGAAAAUUCAGAGAAUCGUAAUGGCGUUAAAGACAGCAGCUACUUUGCCAACCCUAUUGAGAUAUCUCCUCCCUAUUGCUCUCAGGUGCGACAGUCAACAGCAGGCAGCGAUCUUCGGAUGGAAACUACUCCAGGCAAAACUCUUCGUAGUCGUCUGCAAGAAGAAGGGCAUUCAGACCGAGGGAGCAGCGGGAGUAUCUCUGAAUAUGAGAUUCAGAUUGAAGGUGAUCAUGAGCAAGGAGACGUGAUAGUAAGGGAAAGUCAGAUUGCAGAGGUGAAAGUUAAAAUGGAAAAGUCUGACAGACCAAGCUGCUCUGAUAGCUCUUCCCUUGGUGAUGAUGGAUAUCACACUGAAAUGGUGGAUGGAGAGCAAGUGGUGGCGGUAAACGUUGGUUCCUAUGGGUCUGUCUUACAACAUGUUUAUUCAUUUACUCAUGCCUCAUCACAGGCAACAGGUGUGUCAGAAACCUUUGGAAGCAUGAGCAAUACAAGUCCUUCAAGGUCAAUGCUGAGCUGUUUCAGAGGGGGUCGUGCGCGCCAAAAACGAGUACCUACAGGUCACUUGCAUAGUGAUGUCCAGGGCUUGGUGCAAGGGGCUGACAGUGAAUCCGUGGUGAGUAAUCCAGGAUAUGAAAAUAGUCCACGGGAAAGAAAUGCAAGAGGUCAUUGGUAUCCAUACAAUGAGAGGCUAAUUUGUAUUUACUGUGGCAAGUCUUUCAACCAGAAAGGGAGCCUUGAUCGACACAUGCGAUUGCACAUGGGAAUAACUCCUUUUGUGUGCAAGUUUUGCGGAAAGAAAUAUACCCGUAAAGACCAGCUUGAGUAUCAUAUCCGUGGUCACACAGAUGACAAGCCCUUUCGCUGUGAGAUCUGUGGAAAAUGUUUUCCUUUCCAGGGUACACUAAACCAGCACUUGCGAAAAAAUCACCCGGGGGUUACAGAAGUGAGAAACAGGGUUGAGUCUCCAGACAGAACAGAAGCGUUUGUGGAACAGAAAGUCGAUAAUGAUGCUUCAGCUUCUGAAGCCAUGGAUUCUAGUAUGGAAAUUCAUGCAAUGUCUAACACAUCUGAUUAAAAUCUUACAUCUAAGUGAAACACAGACAAGCACAUUACUAAUGUAUUUUUAAAGUAUUUUAUUCUUUUAGUAAUCUUCAGUACAAGUGUAACAGCCUUUUCAUUUUCCUGAUCUCCUGGAAAUCAGUUAGAAAUGGUUUCUGGAGAAGACUUCAGAAGUAUUCUUUGUUUUUGAAGGAGGCUGAAUUGUUUGGGGUUUGUUUUUUUAUAUUUGAAGACGCUCAGAAUAUAAAGACAGUGUACUGGGGAAAGGCUAGAAGAGUCUGGUGAAGUGUCCCUGCUGAUUGAUCUGGUGAGACGCAAAUGCCAGUGGAGAAAGAUAUUAGAAUAAGAUUGGCAGCUCUGCUGAAUGCUCAGAGAAGCUGUAAUUUCCUUUAUUUCUUAAAUCUUGUUGCUGGUAAUGAGUUACACAGCAGUUGGGAGAGAGAAUAUUACAGCUUUGAUUCCUCUCCUGUCACAAUGAAAUCUGUUCACUCUUACUAACUGGUUUUGGUAGUGAGACUGUUUAUAUAUAUAAAUUUGCUUUAUAUAUAUAAAAUGCUUUCACUUUCCCUGUUCUGUGUCAAGGCUAAUACCAUAUGCCACUCUGUCAACCGUUAGGACUCCUCUCUGCUUAGGGUUUAGAACUUCGGACUUUGGGAGGAUGGUUUUGGUUUUAAACAAAUGUUGUUUGGUUUUCAUUUUAUUAAACUAUUACUUUGUGUGCAAAAGUGAGCAAAGUGAAUUACCUUGUUUUAAUAGCUUUGCUUUAUAACAUGUAAACCAAAUGCCAUAAAUCUAUUAAACUAUGGUUAAAUUGUUGAAAGGUUUUGUUAGUUGUCUAGAAUGCAAGCUGGACAACCUGUGGUGCUGACCUUUUUAUAUAUAUAGAGAUAGAUAUAUCUAUAUAUAUAUAGAUAUACACAUAUAUAUAUAUCUAUAUAUUAAAAAAAAUAUUAGCAAACCUAAAAGUAGCAUUGUGGUCUAAAAUGUGUUUUUACUGGCCUCAGAAUCUACCUUCAUUUUGUACUGUAGAACCAUACCAGGUAAUUAAACUUAACUUCAUCACUCUUCAUGGUUAGCUAAAACAUGAGAGAGAUGUAGUUUAAACCACAGUAUUUCCAAGCAGUAUUUUAAUAGGUCUCUUCACAGAGAGCUGUUUUCAGGUGCACGUUUGCUUCCUACUUAAAUCUCCGAGUGACAUGCCAGCACUUGGAAUUUGUACUUUUUUGUAUAGAAAAACAAAUACUUUAUGGGAAUUUUGAGCAAUAUGUUAUUUCAUGUGUGAGUAUUGCAGAGUUGCUAUGGCUUCUCUGUUUUUUCAGUGUUUUUUUUUCUCUAUAAAGGAGCUACCAACAACUUUAAAAAUACUCUAAAUCUUUUUUGUUUCACCAAAUACGUGUUUUAAAUAUGGUGCUAACUUCAUAAUUUAGGUCAGUAUAAUAUAUAACAUGUGAAACAUAAUGGUCAAGGAAAAAAAAUCCCCAAAAACAGACAAACAAAAGCCCUCCUACACAAACCAAAUCCUCCAAAAUCUCAACCAAACAGAAAAAAAAAAAAAAAAAAAGAAAAAAGAAAAAAAAAAAGAAAAAAACCCAACAAUCCCAUACCACAAAAAAAAGCAAUGGCUUAAAAGACCUCAAAAGCAUGGGCUGGCAAACACUACUGUUUAACAUUCUACCUGAUGAACAGAAUUCAUUAUUAAACUAAUCACAUACUUCUUUAGAAUACAGGUUUUAUAUUAUUGGGUCUUAUGUUUGUUUAGCUGAUACUGAAAAUCCAUUUGUGAACGUGCUGUUUAACUCUCAAAAAUUAGAAAAUAAAAGCACGUUUCUAAAUUAUUGGAAAUAAAAAGGCAGGUUUGCUAUCUUGUAAAACUUUUUGGCCUCGGUGAAGCUGGGGCAUAUUUGUGCAACAGCUUUAUUAAAUACACUAAUUCUUCAUAUUGUGACACUCUGCAAUAAGAAUUAAUCUCUCCAACAUGGAUUUACAGUAUAACCCCCACCUGCUCCGUUGGAGCAGAUUCAGUUAAAUUAAGUACAUCAUUUGCCUCUUUGUCCUAAAACUGCCUAAAUAAAGAGGUGGGGGUGGGGAGAUGUUUCUCUCCUUGAAGCAACAACAGAAAUUUUGUUUCCAGUAAGGGAAGGGAUAGUCUGUGUCUUAAGGCAGGUAGUCUAUAUGUUUACCCACCUAAAAACAUGGUGUUUCUGAUACAGUUUUUUCCUUGAGUGUUUGUUUUAAGUAAUUAAAUGCAAAAAGUGUGUUUUGGUAAAUUAAGUUUGGGACAUGCAAAAUCCAAGAAAUGUACAGUUAUUCUUAACCCUUUAUCUUGAACCUGUGCUGUGGUGCCUUUGGUGUGACUUUUUCCCUGGAAGGAUGACUUGAGGAUAGCAGGAUAUGGGUACAAAUUUAUAUUUCUUGAAUUUCUCUGUGUCACAAUCUUAGCAUUAUUUAAAUCUAGUUCUUUGUAUUUGUAAAUGUAUUAAAAUGGUUUGAGUUUACCAAAGAGUGACUUAUCCAAAAUUGUCUCAGACAAAAGCAAACAAGAGAACAACAUCACGUUGAUUGUACAGGUUCAGGUUCAGAACAUUGUGACAGACUGUUAAGGGGCAGGAACUGAUCCAUUUUCGUGCGAGCCGUGGUUCAGCAGUGUGCAGCGUCCUUGCCUCCAAGCCAUAGUGCAGCUCUGCGUGCAGCGGCGCUCUGCCGGGCACCAGCGUCACCCCUGGCAGCCGCGCUGCCACUGUGCCUUGUCACACGGCGGGGUGCCAGCAUCGGCGCUGUCACAGGCACCGGGCGUGACCGCCCGGCAGUGCUCUAGCCCAGGGUGGAAACACUGUGCAGUGUCUCGUGCCUGUGCAGUUCGCAGCACAGAGCUGUUACACAUUUCAUUUACAAUAAAUGCAGAAGUCAAUAGAAUAUGUGAAGAAAUAUUUGACAGCAAAAUAAGUAAUGAAACUAUACAGGCUGGUUCAUAAUUGAGUCUCUUCUUAAUCUACCUUUUUAAUUCUAGACAAAUGUGAAAACAGUGACAGUGUCCUUUCCUCUAGAUGCAUAAUCUAUUCUGACAAACUGUGAAAGUAAAGGAUUUUAUACCUUUGCUAAUGUUGCUGGUUUAAAACUAUUAUUUUAGUUUUCUUUAUCAGUUAUCUUCCAUAUUACUUCUUUUAAACUUGUAAAUACAUUUAGAAAAUAGCUUUGUGAAUACUUACAAGUGUAUUAAAAGUUCUGUUUGGUCACUAAGGCCUCAAGAUUGGCUCUGCUUUUUUGAGUGUGAAAUCUUUCUGUAGCAUAAAGGAUACUGUCAGUUCACUGUCAGCAGGGUAGACUGUAGGCCUAAAUUGAGAGUUUUAAUGCAGUCUUCCCCAGCAUAAAUUCAUGUUUUACGCUGAAGCCUUUGGUUUACUUUGGACAAAACAAUGAGGCCUCUCUUAAUAUGUUUAGGCUGAAUUAUGGGAAGAACAACAGGAAUAAAAUCAAGGGCUGGGAAAAUAUUGAAUAAGCUUUACCUUUAAAUAUAUAUAUAUAUUAUUUUAAUUUUUGUAUUAGUUUACUGUGAUUCUUUUAUUGUCAUUUUUCUAAACAGGUUUUACAUUAAACCAUUGAAAGGGACUCAAAUAUGCAACACCUAAUCUAUUUUCCAAGGGAAUUUUACCCUUGAAUGGUGCUUUUUGACUGGUCAGGGUUAUUUAUUAAAUUUUAUAUUUGAAAGUAUUUGGGGAAUUAUGUAAAUUCUUUAUAUGAAUCUCUUUAUUUCAUGAAUUGUAAAUUUCAUAAUACUCAGUGAUCAAAUUGGAAGUUUAGUAAAGUCAUUCAAAAUGUUCAAACUUUAUAAUCUGUGUGCAUUUUACAUAUAUUUUAUCAAGUGCCAGAAUACUUGUAUUUAAUAUUGUAGAUUUAAUACUACUUGCACAUCCCUGUGGCAGCAUUAACUUAAUUUACGCAAGUUUACAUUUGAAAAAAAAAAAAAACCUAAACAAAUAAGUAAGCCUGGGACAUGUGUUCCUGUAUUUCUUCAGGGGAUGUGAAGCCACAUAUCACUGACUGAGCAGGUUUGCUUCCUGCUCCUGUAGCUCACUCCUGCUAUGGCAGAUACAGAACUGCUGACUCCCAUUCCCACAGGCCAGGGAUUCAGCCUUUGAACUCAGCCUGACAACCUCUGCUUGUAGGUCUGGUUAGAGGUAGAGCUCUUGCACGACUUUAACAGUGUUUGUUUCUGACUGAAAAUUUGUAUUUUUAAAUAAAUUUUAUUUGUAUGGUUAUUUUUCAAGAUAAAUAAUUGAACAGUUUGAAUGACUUGACUUGGUGUCAUUAUCUUGCAAUAUAAACCGGGAACCUCACACCUCCGCACUUCAUCGCCAUGUGAAGUAAAUGAAGCUAGCUAAGCUGAUGCUGUAAGAAUUAGUAACUUGCCAUUAGGAUUAUUUUACAGCAUGAACUUUAAAAUAUUUAUUCAGAUGAUAUUUUACUCUUGUAUUCACUUUGUUUUUAGAUUUGUGACAUGAAUAUUUCUGUGCUGCUUUAUUUUGUUCUGAUGAAUUUGUUUCUUGCUUGUAAAUUGCCUUUUUUAUGGUAUAAAGUCAAUCGGAAUUGCUGUUUGUAAAUUAAAAUGCUUCUAGAGCAAA